Capronia epimyces CBS 606.96 is the source of this 585-nucleotide messenger RNA. RefSeq names its product succinate dehydrogenase (ubiquinone) cytochrome b560 subunit. NCBI's taxonomy places the organism in Eukaryota, Fungi, Ascomycota, Eurotiomycetes, Chaetothyriales, Herpotrichiellaceae. Gene Ontology annotation, cellular component: membrane. Gene Ontology annotation, molecular function: electron transfer activity; succinate dehydrogenase activity. The transcript has 3 exons. The record is from RefSeq and is a predicted model, not a curated record. Gene Ontology annotation, biological process: mitochondrial electron transport, succinate to ubiquinone; tricarboxylic acid cycle. Bases 1 to 585 code for a protein of 194 amino acids.
AUGGCCGCCAACGUGUUCUCUCGCCGGGCGCUGCAGGCGACCUCUCGGCGACUGGUCGCAGCCAACCCUUCUACCUUCAGCAAGACUCCUCUGUCAAGAUUACCAGCUCCUGCUGCGGUCGCCAUGGGCCAGCACAUUCAAAAUAGACAAGCAGCAACCACGCAAGUUUCCCAAUCCGGUGCCCAAGACAUCCUCGCUGCUCAGCGUCGCCACCGCCCCGUCUCCCCGCACCUCGCGAUCUACAAACCUCAAGUAACAUGGUAUCUAUCCGCCUUGAACCGCAUCACGGGCGCCACUCUCUCGGGAGGAAUCUACGUUUUCGGUGCAGCAUAUCUCGCCGCACCCUUGUUUGGUUGGCACUUGGAAUCUGCCAGUCUGGCCGCGAGCUUCGCAACCCUACCUAUUCUCGCAAAGGUAGCCCUCAAGUCGUUGGUGGCCCUGCCUUUCACUUUCCACAGCUUCAACGGACUCAGGCAUUUGGUCUGGGAUACCGGCUCAUCUAUCACAAACAAGCAAGUCAUUGUUACUGGGUGGUCUGUCGUCGGUCUGAGUGUGGUCAGUGCGUUGGCGUUGACUUUCCUGUGA